This is a messenger RNA of Chironomus riparius, 798 nucleotides long. The record is from the annotation of a GenBank genome assembly. Lineage: Eukaryota; Metazoa; Arthropoda; Insecta; Diptera; Chironomidae.
UCCAAACAUUUCAUAAUAAUCAGUCGAAAUUUGUAAGAUUUUCAUUUUAUUUAACUAAUUACCCAGUGAUAUACAAUAGUUUUGGGAAUAUCCUUUCAACUAGUCAUUUAACUUAAUUAAGAUCUUCAAGUUUGGACGAAAAACGCUUUCGUAACUUUUCAUCGAGCACUUUUCAGUCUGCAUAUUUUGUGAAAACAUUACUUUGUCUCGAAAAUUACUUCAAUCACAAGAUUAAUCAAGAAUAAUGACACAACAGGAAGCACAUUCAACGCCAGAAUUGGAAUGGAUUCAAAUGAAGAAGGAUUUCGACACAGAAAGAGCAAAUGAAGAGACUGCAAAGGAGAAGUUCAUCAGAAAAUUUAAAGCAAAUCCAUUAGUUCCAAUCGGCUGCUUGGCAACUGCAGGUGCAUUAUCGUUUGGAUUGUAUAGUUUUAAACAAGGCGAGAGGAAAAUGUCGCAAAUGAUGAUGAGAGUUCGAAUAUUGGCACAAGGAUUGACUGUUGGUGCUUUAAUUGUCGGUGUCGCAGCAACUUUUGGUACUGAUCAACUCAAAAAGGAUAGUUCUAAGUAGGACACAAAUUAUCAUUUUUUCAAGUGAGCUUCAUCAUUGUGUAAAUUAACAAAGAAAAUUUGGAAAUCAAACAAUUUGUAUAUUUAAUGUUAUUAAUCAAAAUAUGUAGUUUUUUGCAUUAGCGCGUACUAAAAGUUUUAUUUCAUAAAGUUUAAUUAGAAUGUGAACAUUUAAUACUUUUUGUUAUUUAAUAAUAAUUCUAGAAUCCAGCAACUCCACUAUGAUCU